Molecule: messenger RNA, 1230 nt
Organism: Arabis nemorensis
Lineage: Eukaryota; Viridiplantae; Streptophyta; Magnoliopsida; Brassicales; Brassicaceae
Source: the annotation of a GenBank genome assembly
AUGAGGGACAAGUCCUCACAAAGACUACAGCAAAAAAUAGAGGAAUCCCUGGUAACUUUAGAGUACGAGAGACUCGAGAAACAUUACAGAAAAUGCAAAAGACUCUCACAUGAGGAGAAGGACUGCUCUGAAACAAGAGUAGCCCCAAAAAUCAAGAGAAGAGAAAACUCACCUCUGCUUAGACAUAGAGCAUCUCCUCCCAGACCUCAAGACAACAGAAAAUACUACAAAUCUCCUGAACCACAAGUUGACUUUCACUUCCGACAAGAUAAACACGGAAGAGCUUAUGGAGAUAGGAUUUUCUCUAGGAACCUAAGCAAGGAAAGAACUCAUGAGGUCAAUCAAAAAGACCAACAAAGGAAUGAUCAACACUAUCAACACUUGGGAGGAGGGAAAGAAAUUGUAUCACCUUCCUACAAUAGAAACAAGGCCAGCAUGGAAUCCAACUCAAGAGGUCACAUACCUAACUUGAGACAUCAACUCAACCUCAGGGCUAGGCAAGGCUCCUAUCAAUCCCCGCAGCUUCAAUGGAGAGAAAAGGAACCAUCUACUGAAAGCCUCAGACAGAUCAUCUCUGACUCCACAUACAGUAGAAAGACCCCCUUGGAAAGGAAUCUUGAGAAAGAAAUUGCAAACAUCCGAGCUGUAGCAGAAUCCUCUUACCAUGCAACAACCACCAAUGUUGGGAUCUUAGGGAAGGCUGUAAUGCCUACAGUUCUACCCCAGCUGAUUAUCUCGAGUACAGAGCUCCCUGAGGCAUCAAAAAAGUGUAGAGGCAGACCUCCAAAGAAAGACAACAGUCCAUGUAUGCUCCCUAGAGCAAAUUCAAAGAAAAUGAGAUUGUGUCAUGUGCAAAGUUCACCCAGAAGAAGAAACUUGGAUAAUAACCAACAAACUGUCCCUCAAUUAGAGGAGAACCCUACCGGUAUGAGAAGGGAACCAACAGACCAGAGGAACAUUUCUUUUGGAAGUCACCUGCCAACACAACAACACUCAGGUAACUUUCUCUCCUGGAGAGGAGUUAGAAACCACCACACAAUCCUCAGCACACUGGAUAGAGCAAUGGCUAAUUGUGCUUGGAUGGAAAAAUAUCCAGCUGCUAGAAGUGAAUAUCACAAGUUUGAGGGAUCAGACCAUAGGCCUAUUACGACUUUCUUCUCCUCAAAUAUCCAAAAAGGUACUUUUGGUUUGAUAAAAGACUCACAAAUAAUGAAGAAGUCAAGAAAUUGA